UUACACUUCCGCGUUUAGAAAAAGAAAAGUGUCCGAAGUUUGAUUAUGUUAUAAAAGUUUUUAUUAAGUUAUCGGUUAGCAGUGAUAAACAAAUUCAACUUUGAUAUGCAUUAGUCCGGAUAUUCUACGUUAAACGGAGUAGGCCUAACCAGAAGCACCAUCAUGGCCUACCACUGGCAGAGCCACAAUGUUAAGACCAGCGGUGUCGAUGACAUGGUCUUGCUGCAGAAAAUCUCCGAAGGAUCCAUUGUGGAGAAUCUCAAGAAACGCUUCAUGGAAGACUGCAUUUAUACGUACAUCGGUCCCGUCCUGGUCUCCGUGAACCCAUUCAAGCAGCUCAACAUAUUCACCGACAGACACAUCGACAUCUACCAAGGAGCGGCUCAGUAUGAAAAUGCGCCACACGUGUACGCCCUGACAGACAACAUGUAUAGAAACAUGCUCAUUGAAAUGGAGAACCAGUGUGUGAUUAUCAGUGGUGAGAGUGGUGCUGGUAAGACUGUGGCCGCCAAGUACAUAAUGGGCUACAUCGCCAAGGUUUCAGGAGGCGGGCCCUUGGUCCAGAGAGUAAAAGAUGUUAUAUUGGAAUCAAAUCCACUCCUGGAAGCUUUCGGAAAUGCCAAGACUGUACGCAACAACAAUUCCAGUCGAUUUGGCAAGUACGUGGAGAUUCAGUUCAGCCGGGGUGGCGAGCCUGAUGGCGGCAAAAUAUCAAACUUCCUCUUGGAGAAGUCGAGGGUUGUGUCUCAAAAUGCUCACGAGAGAAGCUUUCACAUCUUCUACCAGCUGAUAGCUGGUGCUACUCCGCAACUGAAAGAGAACCUGGGUCUGACGAUGCCGGACUACUACUACUACCUCAACCAGAGUGGAACUUACAGCGUGGACGGCAUGAAUGAUGUGCAGGAAUUCCAGGACACACUGCGUGCGAUGCAGGUGAUAGGGAUUCCGGAAGAGAACCAGAAUGACGUGUUGGCGAUCGUGGCCGGAAUCUUGCACCUCGGAAACAUCAGCUUUGUCGAAGACGGAAACUACGCCAGAAUUGCCAGCGAUGACUUUCUGGCCUUUCCUGCCUUCCUGCUGGGGAUUGACUCGGAGAUGCUGAGAGACAAGCUGACGGGACGGAUCAUGGACAGCAAGUGGGGAGGCAAGACGGAGACGAUCGAGAUGAAACUCAAUGUGGAGCAGGCCGUGUUCACACGAGACGCACUUGCCAAAGCCGUUUACUUAAGGCUCUUUGAUUAUUUAGUCAUGUCCGUGAACAUUGCCAUGCAGAAAGAGAUAGAAGAAGUGAACAUAGGCAUUCUCGAUAUAUAUGGAUUUGAGAUUUUCCAAAAGAAUGGAUUUGAACAAUUUUGCAUUAAUUAUGUGAAUGAAAAACUACAGCAGAUAUUUAUAGAACUCACCCUGAAGGCGGAACAGGAAGAAUAUGUACAGGAAGGGAUAAAAUGGACGGCUAUAGACUACUUCAACAAUAAGAUUGUCUGUGAUCUGAUCGAGGCGAAGAACCCCCCGGGAAUCAUGUCCAUCCUGGAUGAUGUCUGCGCGACGAUGCAUGCCGUGUCGGAAGGUGCCGACAGCAAGCUGAUGAACAAACUGUCAAUGGCGGUUGGAACACACAAUCAUUUCCAGGGAACCAGUACUGGCUUUGUCAUCCACCAUUACGCUGGCAAGGUCACUUAUGAUGUUGAUGGUUUUUGUGAGAGGAAUCGAGACGUUUUGUUCUCAGAUCUUAUACAGCUUAUGCAGUCGAGUCAGAGUGAUUUUAUAGAGAAGUUGUUCCCAGAGGAUGUUAGUGCGACAACCAGAGGACGACCCACAACAGCCAGCACCAAAAUCAGGACUCAGGCCAACAAACUGGUGACGACGCUGAUGAAGUGCACUCCUCACUACAUCCGGUGUAUCAAGCCGAAUGAGACGAAGCGAGCGAAGGACUGGGAGGAUAGCAGAGUGAAGCACCAGGUGGAAUACCUUGGCCUGAAAGAAAACAUCCGAGUGCGGAGAGCAGGUUUCGCAUUCAGACGGGAGUUCCUCAAAUUCCUCAAACGGUAUGCCAUUCUAACCCCCGAGACGUAUCCCAGCUGGCAAGGCGACCCACGACGAGGCAUCACUCACCUCAUGGAAUCUGUGAACAUGGACAGAGACCAGUUCCAGAUGGGCAAGAGUAAAGUGUUCAUCAAAAACCCAGAAUCUUUGUUUCUGCUGGAGGAAGUGAGAGAAAGGAAGUUUGACAGCUUCGCUAGAGUGAUUCAGAAAGCAUACAGAAAACACCAUGCUGUCAGAUUGAACCAGAAGAAACGUGAAGAAGCAUCUGACAUACUUUUCAACAAGAAGAACCGAAGACGACACAGUAUUAACCGAAACUUUGUUGGUGAUUACAUCGGCCUCGACAACUGUCCUGAGUUACGUGCCCUUGUUGGCAGGCGCGAACGAAUCGAGUUUGCUGACACCGUGAACAAAUAUGAUAGGAGAUUCAAGUCUGUGAAGAGAGAUCUGCUGUUGACUGGCAAAAUGUUGUACAUGAUUGGACUGGAAGUGAUCAAAAAAGGACCAGACAAAGGGAAGAAAAUUCUAGUCGUCAAGCGACAUAUACCACUAGAUCAGAUCACUAGUAUAGGUUUGAGCACAAUGCAGGACGACUUUUUCUUGGUGAACGUUCAGAAUGAUUACUCGAGUUUACUGGAGUCGGUGUUUAAGACAGAGUUCCUCACGACACUGUUCAAGCGGUACAAAGACGCCGUCAGUCGUCCGCUCACCAUACACUUCUCUGACAGUCUUGACUUCCCCGUGAAGAAGGAAGGAUGGGGUGGAGGCGGCAACAGACAGCUCAAGUUUGUCGCGGGCUCUGGCGACGUGGCGGUUCUGAAACCUUCUUCAAAAACCCUCAUCAUUAGUAUUGGGCCAGGUCUGCCAAAGGAUACCAGACCCGGCUUGAAGCGUCCAGUUAGUAAUGGUGCACCGUACCGUCCAGCAGGAAGAUCAGCACCGCCACCAGUGCGGGGUGUGGCAUCACGAGGCCCUGCCCCUAAUCGCCCCGCCCCACGGAUUUCAUCCAGUGCUGCACCUCCCCCUCCAAUAUCCAAUCCACCCUCCAGAAGCCACGUUAAACGACAGUCGAGUAUUGAACUUCAGGACAAGAUUCUGAAGCAGCGAUCUCGAACUAAGGCUUCUGACAAGAUGCCAUCACUCCCUCGAGACGGGGCGCAGCGCAUGGCUAAGAAACUGAACCAGGCGAUUCUUAACAACAACAAUGAAUACCUGGCCACACCAGACGCAGGGGUCGCUGGAAUGCAAAGACAGAAGCGUAUAUCGGCCAAACCCACCCCUGCUGGGGGAAAACCCCGCCCUGGUUUGAAGCCCAAACCCAAACUGCCUCAGUGUAAAUGUCUGUACGCUUACGAUGCCCAGGAUACAGAUGAACUCAGUUUUAACACUGGAGAUAUUAUCGACAUUGUUAAAGAAGACAGUGCUGGAUGGUGGCAAGGAAAGUUACGAGGAAAGGAAGGACUUUUUCCGGCCAACUAUGUGGAAAAAUUAUGAGAACUUAAAAAGAAAACAUUGUGAUAAACUAUUCAGGUUGACCACCUAUUUGUUGUGAAGUCGCUUCAAUCAGUGUCACUUCAGAAUUACCACUGAUUGUACAAGGAAAUGCUGAAAUAUAGUCAUCUUUUUGCAAGUUUUUUUCUUGGAGAAGUCGUAAAGUAUUCAUUUUGAUCACAGAGUGUCAAUUCUUUAAAAGGAAUUAAGUUUAAAGCACUUUAAUUCAUUUAUUUACAACUAUAAAAUCCAGUCGAGAAUAAUAUUUAUAUUAAUUAUUUAACAUUAAUGAAAUUGAAUAUAAUUUAUAUAAAGUUUUUUUUUGAUUUUAAUUUUAAUGCUAGUAUAGUGAAAGCUAGGUAAAACAAACUGAUUUGAGUAUUAUUUUUUGAUUAAUCAGGCUGAUUGUUCAUUUUAGAAAUGUUGUCGCCUAAUUUUGCCAUAUAAUAUAAUUUGUUAAUUCAAUAUGUUAAAAAUACCAGAAAAUUAGUAUUUUUGUUUCUAUUUUGUUUUAAGACAUAACAAAAACAAAACAGCAAAAAUUGCUGAAAAUAAUACACUGGAUGAAAUAAUAAUUAAAGCUUGUAUUUUUUGUUGUACUAGACACAGCUGUCACUUGGUAAUUUGGUGCCUAUGACCUGCUACAUGUGUACUGAUAAUCAAAGAUUUGACGCCAUGCAUUACGAGUCGUAUGAUACAUUUACUGCAUCCCAUGGCAACAUUUUAAUCACUAUUACAACCAUUGCAAUUGCCCACGGCAAUCGGCAAUGCCAUGUAGUUUUUAAUUCUCCACGGCACAUGUUUUGCCUUGGACUAUAGUCAUGGUUUUUACCAAUGGCUUGUUGUUUUUUUACCAUGGACAUUUUCUUAAUUGCAGGGAUUGUAUUAUAAAUUUUUUUAUAGCAAAUAUUGUUGUUUAGAAAAGGGAAGUAAUUUUUCUUUUAAAUUAUGGUUGCAAUAAAAUUGAUUUUUUUUUUUUUCUUAUGAUUAGUUAGGUUGCGGAAAUGUGUAUUUUGUUUAAGGUAGAUCGAAGCCUUUUCCACCGAUUUAUCAUUGUAAUUGUCUCAUGGUUUCUUGUAUAGCUAAUAUACAUUGCUUGCUUAGUUACAUUUUGAACGCAGUAUGAUUUUGUAUCCAAUGUAUUGUUUGAAUUACAUUUGUAUGUUGAGCUUAUGUUGCAUGCUGACACUGUAACAAAUAAUGUAAAUAAUGUGUGUGUGUGUAUAAUAAUUAGAAGUAUGGCCAGUGCUUAUGCAGAUUUUGCCCAACUGAUGUCAUUUCAAUGACAAAGAAAAGACAUUUAAUUCAGAUCUGAAGAGUUGUAUUUAAUUAUUGAAUGCACAAUGAGCUUAUUUCUGAUAUUCAGAACCAAUCGAUGAACAACCCAAAACACAGAAAUAUAGAAACAAGCAAAACUAAAACAAAACAAAAUUAAAAUAAACUGCAUGUAACAUCCAAAAUAAAAAUGACUGCCAGGAUAUAAACCUGCUGUCUCAAAUAUUGAUAAGAUCUCAUUUUGACCAGAUGGAAGUCUAGUGUUUACUCAUUAGGAGCCGAUCCACGGGGUUAUUGCUGGAGAUGCUCACCCCAUCCCCCAAACUUCAAAGCACUAUGGAAAUCCUCUAUAUACAUGUAAUGCAAUUUAGUAUUCUUUGGAAUACCCUAUGUGGCCUUUUUGAACUUAGAAUCUUGGAUUGGAUAUAAGCACGAAAAUAAGUUGCAGUGAAAUGUUUCAGGAACACUCUACCCACCAAAAAACAACAAAACACAAGAACAACAAAAUAUGAAUGUAUACUGAACGGAAGUUAUUAGUUACAUUUCACUGCCACAGUCGGUUUAAAUUACAUGUAAAUUAUGUGAUAAGUGUGUUGUUGAUUUCUGCUGCAGAAAAGUGCAUAUACAAGUAAUUAUUAAUGAUCAUUUUCCUUCUGUCAUCAUUUGUCAUGUGGUCAACAGAUUUAUUUCACCGGCCUUCUCUAUCUGUUGUAUAUAUCAUGAAAAAUAGUAAAUGUUUAUUAUGUACACAGUUUGUAGAAAUAGUUUUGGACUGUUUCUUAAAAAGAUUUGGUGUGGUUUAACUUAAUCCUCUAGUUUAGUAGCUAUUUGAGAUAUUCAGGUUACGUCCAUUCUCUUGUUGUUUUUUAAGUUUGCAAUUAAUGGGGAAAAUAUAGUUAUAUAUAUUUUUUGUUAUAAAAAAAGUAAUGUAAAUGUGAUAGAAAUUACUUAAAAGUAGUCUUUCAUGAUCUACUAAAUUAAAUGUAAUAUGAAAGUUGUUUUACAGUUCAUACUCUCAAUAAUACAUUGUUAUUGUUGUUUACAUUCCAGACUAGAUAAUAUUAAAAACAAUAUUAGACAGAUGGUUCACCAUAUUUUGAUACACGUAUAUCAUAUGCCAAGUAGAAUUAUACUUAAUGAAGCUGCAGAGUAAAGCAUCAGGGAAGUCUAAUGGUAAAACAACCACCUGUCCAUAAGGGACACCUCACUAUUAAUGAAGCUGCAGAGUAAUGCAUCAGGGAAGUCUAACGGUAAAACAACCACCUGUCCAUAAGGGACACCUCGCUGUGUCCCUUCAACAUAUCACUACAUUUAUUCCAAUCUAUAAAUGAAGGCCGCUUUAUGUAGGUUCAGUGGGCGACCAUUAUGGACAGGUUUGACUAAAUACAUUAACAAGUGCAUUAAUAAUAUAUGCUUUACCAAUUUUGCUCUUCUUUUUGUUUUGUUUAGAUGAGUAUGUUACAACUUAUUGAUCGUUGACACAAACCAGAAAUGGAACUUUCUGUCCUCUUGUUUUCAAUUAGUCAAAUUUUGCUCUUCUGACACUAAAAUCAUCAUGCAUGUCACAAACGUUUAUCUUGACGUUUGAUUCUGUUUUUGUAGUAUUAUUGGGUUUAUUUUCUAGUAUCCUUGUUUGUUAAUUACAUCUACUGUACACAUACAUUUUAAAUCUUAAAAUACAUGGCUAUUGGGCAGUGUAAAAUUUAUUUAGCUGCUUCAGCUUAUGAAAGUUAACUUGGCAUUGCUUCCAAAUUAUAAUCUUUGUCAAAUCAAUUGUGUGUUUGGUUGUUUUGGUGUGGUUCAGUAGGUCAAGAUGCAUUUUAUACAAAACAGGAAAGAUGUGUGUCUCAGAAAGAAAAACAAAUAAGUACACCACGACUGGUAUAUCAAAGGCUGUGGUAUGUGCUGUUCUGUCUGCGGGAUGGUGCUUAUAAUAGAUCGCUUCGGGCUAAUGAAAAAAUGUAACGGGUUUCUUCUCUAAGACUAUAUGUCAAAAUUACUGAAUGUCUGAUAUCCAAUAGCCGAUGAUUGCUCUGGUGGUGUUGUUAAACAAAACUAACUUUAACUUUUAUUUCAGUUGGGGGACAGCUAGAAUCUGGCUCUGUUGGUAGAGCUCACACAUGAGGUGCUUGGGUCAUAGGUCGAAUCUCUUUCAUUGACCCAACCAAUGCCUCAUGACUGGUAUAUCAAAGGUCUUGGUAUGUGCUGUACUGUAUGAGGAAAGUGCAUAUAAUGGUAAUGGUAAAAUAGUAUUGGGUUUGAUCUAAGUCUACACAUCAGAAAUAUGAAGUAUUUGACAUCCAAUAGCUGAUGGUUAAUUAAUAAAUGUUCUCUAAUGUUGUCGUUAAACAGAACCAGCUUUAUUUCAGUUAGAUUUAUUGCUAUCUUUGAUGUACAUGUAAGGAGGUUUAUUUUAUUUUAAAAGGAAUACAUGACCUUUGGGGAAUACCUUGGCGUCAUUAAACAAAACAAAGUUUAAAUUUUGGGGGAUACUUUAGAUAUUGUAAGACUUAAUUAAAUAACCAUUUGUGAAUUUGCUUAAUAUUGUUUCCAACAUUGAUAAUUUGUUAUUAUUAUUUUAUUUUUUUAAACAAUGGAUCUGUGCAUGUACAUUUCUCCAUCUAGGCUGUGUUGUAUAUCUCUGCUUAUGUAAUGUAAAUUUUAAUAUGUGCUUCACUGCAAGUUUAAUAUAUUUAUAGCAAACUUUAUGCACAUAAAUCCUGCAUGUGGAGCAAUAUACGUGUAUUGCUGUGAUAAAAAUAUAUCUUUACAUAUAGCUUUGAAUACUGACCACAUUCCUAUUGAUUUUGCUGUCACUAUAUAUUAAUUAUUAUAAUAUAUAAUGUAAGAUAUGACAUACAAAUUAUAUUAUAUAACAAAUUUUGAUCACUAUAAUUAUUUAGCCUGUUACUCAGUGGACAUCCCAUUUGAACUAUAUAAUUUGUACUAGUCUUUAUAUAAAAAAAUUUUAAAUAUGUUAAAGUUUCCAUACUCUUUGUAAGAAAAUGGAAGUAAAAUUUAUAACACAGGAAGUGUAAGGAAACUAGUUUAUUCUAAUUAGGUGUGAAUUGGAGUUUAAAUAUUAUUUUGUUCACGUGACAAAGUUUACGUGUUAGUUACCAAAUGUUUUGUUGUUAGACUGAUGGAUUGUUUUCAACCGAACAAGGCUGAUUUUUCAUGUUGACAGUUUCCCCAAGAAAAGUGACCUUUUGGAUUCAAAAGUGACCUUUUGUUUUAAAUGUGACCUUUUCAAUUUAAAAGUGACCUUUUUGUCUUGCUGGAGAAGACUAAAUUACGAAGCCCGGAUUCUUUUUAAAAAAGAAUUUGUUUACUGCAUCCACCCCUACAAGAUCCUUGGUAGGUCUAUAGAUGUUUGGUGUAGAAAUAUGUAACUGGUAACUAAGUCAAUUUAAUAUUAAAAUAUAUAUAUAUAUAUAUUGGUUGUCUACAAGUACUUAUUUACACAUGGUUAAUGUGCCUAAAAUAUUUAUGUGAUUGUUAACUUUAUAGUAUAUAUUAUAUGCAUUUUUAUAUAUUAGGUUAAAUUGUUGCAUAUAUGUAUAGUUAUUGUAUAUUUGCCUUGAAAUAUAUAUAUAUAUAUAUAUAUAUGUAAUUGUAAUUUCUUUAUUGGUAGACUAUCUUACAAAUAUCUGGUAUACUUGUACAUUUAUCAAAUUCUGUUACAACUAUCUCUACAAUUGUACAUUUAUCUUCUAAAAAUAUACUAUUUUCAAUA
This is a messenger RNA of Gigantopelta aegis, 8545 nucleotides long. RefSeq names its product unconventional myosin-Ie-like. Bases 163 to 3537 code for a protein of 1124 amino acids. The transcript has 29 exons. NCBI's taxonomy places the organism in Eukaryota, Metazoa, Mollusca, Gastropoda, Neomphalida, Peltospiridae. Gene Ontology annotation, molecular function: ATP binding; microfilament motor activity; actin filament binding. Gene Ontology annotation, biological process: actin filament organization; vesicle transport along actin filament. Gene Ontology annotation, cellular component: actin cytoskeleton; vesicle; plasma membrane. The record is from RefSeq and is a predicted model, not a curated record.